AUGAUGAAGGGCUUGCUUUUGAUCGGAGGCCUUCUGGCUUCGUCUGUCUCUGGACACAUUCAGAUGUCCAACCCGUACCCCAUCCGCAGCCCGUUGAACAAGGAUGCGAGCGGCCAGAAGGACUACUCGUACACAAACCCUCUGUCCACGGAUGGCUCUGAUUACCCUUGUAAAGGAUACACCAAUGACGAGUUUGUGUCCGUCGCGACCUAUAGUCCGGGAAGCUCCUACACCCUGGAGUUGGAGGGUAGUGCAACGCACGGUGGAGGAUCAUGCCAAAUCGCCCUGUCCUACGACAAUGGUGAAUCGUUCAAGGUCAUUCAUUCCAUGUUGGGUGGAUGUCCUAUCACCAAGUCGUACCAAUUCACGAUUCCCAGCGAUGCCCAGACUGGCGAGGCGCUUUUGGCAUGGAGUUGGUUCAACAAGAUUGGCAACCGCGAGAUGUACAUGAACUGCGCUCAGGUGACUAUCGGAGGCGGCUCCAACCGUGAGAUGACCUCUGGUCUCGUCCGCCGUGAUGCUUUCAGCAGCCUACCUGAACUGUUCCGCGCCAACACCGGUGGGCCCGCCCAGUGCAAGACCAUCGAGGGAGAGGAGGUCAACUUCCCAUUGCCCGGACCGUCCGUUGAAGGCUCUCUCACCGGAAAGGGAUACGAAUGCUCUGGAUCUGCUCCGUUCCUUGGCGAUGGCCAUGGCACCAACACUGCUUCUAGCCCGAGCUCCAAUUCCUCCUCCAGCGCGAUCGCUUCAAGCGCCAUGGUUCCCUCUUCCAGCGCCAGGCCCGCAGCCUCUUCAUCGGCUGCCAGCGUUCACGCCGUCCAGAGCUCUGCCGUUGCCAGUCCUGCCGCCAACAAAGUCGCCUCGACCUUCGGCACUCCCUCCAUGGCUCAGGCCCUUGAAACCACUGCUGCUGAGCCCGCUCGUCAGCUAGAGCCAGAGACGGCAGAGACCGACGAGGAAGAAUCCUGUGCCAAUGGCGCAAUUGUGUGUGAUGCGGACGGAAGUACGUGGUCCCUGUGCAGCAACGGCCGCGUGGUCCACAUGGGCAGCGUUGCCCCCGGCACGCAGUGUCGGCAUGGCGCCAUGCAGCCUGCCUCCUGA
Molecule: messenger RNA, 1101 nt
Organism: Aspergillus melleus
Lineage: Eukaryota; Fungi; Ascomycota; Eurotiomycetes; Eurotiales; Aspergillaceae
Product: putative extracellular protein
Exons: 1
Coding region: 1-1101 (366 amino acids)
Source: RefSeq, a predicted model, not a curated record